AUAUAUUACCCACAAGUAUAUUUUAAUUGAAAUAUGUUUUAUAAUAUUAUGCUGCCCCAUAAUAGAUGCUGAAAAAUCUACAUUGUUGAAAAGAAACUGUUAUGAUGAAAGUAACAACACACAGACAUCAUUAUUCUCGCCUGCUAUGAUUAAUUCAGAUAAUGAUGAGGCUGAAGAGACAUCAUUUUUUAGCAGAAAACUUAAAUUUAAAACUGAUAAUUCUAAAGAAAGAAGAAAUCAUAUGGAAAAUAUUGGAUACAUAAGUCCUCGGAAUAGCCCUGAUUUUUCUAACAAUGGAAGAAAAUCAUUUUCAUUAUGUGAAGAUCAUGAUGCGAUUAAUGAUAAAGAGUUCAAAAAACAAAUCAUAAGACAAAUUAUGUAUUUCAAAGUAGAGCUGAAACAUAUUACAAACACACUAACAAAUAAUCACUAUGAAUUGUUAGAGAGAGUACAAUCAAUUGAAAAGUUUCUGGAGGAUAAACCAACUAAAUUUUAUGAACAAACAAAUGUAGACAUAAACUGUAUGUCAGAUUGCUCUAUACCAAUAGAUAAUGUGGUGGAUUUAAACACUUUAGAGGACAAAACUUUGGGCAACAAGAAUUCAAAAAAGCUUUGAUAAAUGAAUUAUCACAUGUUGGAGGGAAAAAUGUAAAAACGGCCGUGAAAAGAAUCAUGUCAAAACUAUUUACAAAUUGUUUUCUUGCGGACUAUUCAUUUACUGGUAAAAAGGGGAAAAAGAAGUUUUGCGAUUUGUUUAUAUUUCCAAUUAUUUUAAGUAAGUAUGUGGAAAAUAUAAAUCAAUUUAUAUAACACUUGCAAUUUGGAUACUUAAUUCUUUCAAGAAAAUGUACUGGUUUCUGACCAUUAUAUUGUGUUAAUUAUAUUGGUUAGGUUGUAAUUAUCAUUUAGUUAUUUUGUUCCUUUUUUGUGUAGCUAUGUAUGAAU
This is a messenger RNA of Acyrthosiphon pisum (pea aphid), 945 nucleotides long. RefSeq lists its product as uncharacterized. The transcript is spliced from 5 exons. Bases 146 to 616 code for a protein of 156 amino acids. NCBI's taxonomy places the organism in Eukaryota, Metazoa, Arthropoda, Insecta, Hemiptera, Aphididae. The record is from RefSeq and is a predicted model, not a curated record.